This is a messenger RNA of Leptopilina heterotoma, 2093 nucleotides long. RefSeq names its product probable pyruvate dehydrogenase E1 component subunit alpha, mitochondrial. The record is from RefSeq and is a predicted model, not a curated record. The transcript has 7 exons. NCBI's taxonomy places the organism in Eukaryota, Metazoa, Arthropoda, Insecta, Hymenoptera, Figitidae. Gene Ontology annotation, cellular component: intracellular membrane-bounded organelle. Gene Ontology annotation, molecular function: pyruvate dehydrogenase (acetyl-transferring) activity. Gene Ontology annotation, biological process: pyruvate decarboxylation to acetyl-CoA. Bases 136 to 1341 code for a protein of 401 amino acids.
CACACCGUCAGCCGCCAGAGUGCGCUGAACAAUCGACGAAAGACAACAGUUCAUCGGAAUUUUUUUGUGAGAAAAAAUUUUGUUUUUGAUAAGUGUUGAUCUGGUUUUUUAACGAAAAAAAAGACAAUCGUCAAUAUGAUUCCAACUUGUUUAAGAACGUGCAGUGGACAAGCGUCUCGGAGAAAUUACGGGAGCUGGAACGAGAUAGCGUCUUUUUUCAAGAAAAAUAAUUAUGCCACAGAAGUAUCAUUCGAAACGAAACCAUUCCGUUUGCAUAAAUUGGAAAAAGGUCCGUCGACAAAAGUUUCCAUUAAUAAAGAAGAUGCGAUGACGAUGUAUACACAAUUGCACACGAUUAGGAGGCUGGAAACAGCGGCUGGUAAUCUUUAUAAGGAGAAAAUCGUUCGUGGAUUUUGUCAUUUAUACUCGGGUCAGGAAGCUGUUGCCGUUGGAAUAAUGGGAGCUCUUCGAAAAAAUAAGGAUUCGGUUAUUACCGCAUAUCGUGCUCACGGUUGGACUUAUUUAAUGGGUGUUAAACCAGCGGCUGUUUUAGCCGAACUCACAGGCAAACAAAGUGGUUCCUCACAUGGAAAAGGAGGAUCUAUGCAUCUUUAUGCCGAAAGAUUCUACGGAGGAAAUGGUAUUGUCGGCGCUCAGGUACCUCUGGGUGUUGGUGUUGCGUUCGCACACAAAUACAAAAAAGACGGAGGUGUUUGCGUCGCUCUCUAUGGCGACGGUGCUGCGAAUCAAGGGCAAAUAUUCGAGGUUUACAAUAUGGCGAAACUUUGGGACGUUCCAUGCAUUUUUGUUUGUGAAAAUAAUGGCUAUGGAAUGGGAACUAGUGUAGAACGAUCGUCAGCGAGCACUGAGUAUUAUACUCGUGGGGAUUACGUUCCUGGAAUUUGGGUUGAUGGUAUGGACGUUUUGGCAGUACGUGAAGCGACAAGAUUUGCGGUGGAUCAUUGCACUUCUGGAAAAGGACCAAUUGUGAUGGAGACGGCAACUUAUAGGUACAGUGGACACAGUAUGUCCGAUCCUGGAACGAGUUAUCGUACCCGAGAGGAAAUUCAAGAAGUGAGACAAACCCGAGAUCCCAUCACCGGUUUCAAGGACAAAAUUCUCAGCGCCAAUCUCGUCACUGCCGAAGAAUUAAAGAAAGUCGAGACGGAAAUUCGCAAGGAAAUCGAUGAAGCUGUUAAAUUGUCGAAAUCUGAUAAAGAAGCUCCUUUGUCGGAGGUUACAUCUGACGUUUACGCUGAGAAUUUAGAACCAGAAAUUCGCAAUGUCACUCCAUUCAAUCCAUUGAAACACAAUACAACAAGACGUCCAGUCAAUCUUUGAAUGAACAAUUAACUCCAAAGAUUUUAAUUAAAAAAUCGGUGUCUGACUACCGGUUUUUCGAAUUUUUCUAAUACGUGCACCAUCGUGUAUAUUUGACAAGAACCAAAUGAAAAAAACAGAGGAUUUGUAAUAAUAGCCUUAUUCUAGAUCAAUUAUCCGAAUCUCGACCAUUAUUUCCCAAUUUUCUUUUAAUUUCAAAAUUCAAAUUUAAUUUGAAUUCAUUUGAAAUUCAGUUAUUGAAUAAUUAAUUUAAAUUAAAUAAUUAAUAAAAGUAAUUUAAAUUCAAUUUCAUUUCAAAGAAAUUAAGAAACUAAAAUUGGACUUGAGAAAUUGAGUGUCUUAUUGACAAAUCGUAUUCUUAACGAAAACUGAAGAUUUUAAUUCAGAUUUCUUGCAACGAAUAAAAUUGAAAUUUGGACUAAAGUGUCUAAAUUUCAGAAUAUUGUAGUCGAGUUUUCGUUGCUUAGUAGAAGAAAGUAAAAAAGAAAACAAAAACCUCUGCGGAAAUAAUGUUCAAGUUUAGCCAAUUCACUGUUAAUUUAUUUUUAAACAAUUUAGCAAAAUUGUGAUUGCGAAUUCGAUUACUGUAUAAUAUAGACAUACGUAUUGCAGAAGAAUUUCUGUAGCAGGAUAAUAUUUGUCACUGUAAAAUGUAAAAUCGAUUCGUGAACACUUGUUAUGACAUCUUGGUCUUUACGAGAAUAUGCUGUUAAUAUUAUAUAGUUAGCGAAAUAAAAAAAAUUCUUAGAGAA